AUGCCGCAAACUCCCAUCAAAAAGGGCCCUGAGCUCACCAUCCAUUUGGAUCGUCCGGAUUCAACAUACAUUCCUGGAGAGGUGAUUACGGGUCAGAUAUCACGAAAAACUCAUAUCGUCACUGCUUCAGCAACUGUAAGUAUCUCGUUGCAUGCUCGAAGUAAAUCGCGAAUGGUGGCCAGGCGUGGGCACUUGACAUCGACAUAUCGUGGACGCUUUGAUCUCUUGCAAUCGGCAGAGUACUCAAAAACUAUCUUUGAAGGCCCUCUACAUGUCGCUGAGAACGAUGCGGAGCAGAGCUGGAAAUUCUCAAUCAGCCUACCUAGCCGUGUAGACGGACCUGCACUGCAGCCGCUGGCAGGGCCGGGUCAGACUUUUCUGACAAGGGAUGUAUCGGAACAACCUCUUCCGCCGACAUUCUUGAUUGAAAGCUACGACUAUAUGUCUGGCAUGUCAGCGUUUGUCGAGUAUUACUUACAGGCAGAGUUGAAGACAACGUCGAGAGGUUCUGGUACUUCUGAAUCAAUACUACCCUUCAGGAUGCUGUAUAUCAACCCAGAGCCUUUGCCAGCUCAGAUAGAUCUUCAUACGGCACGUCAUACCCUCGCUCUCCAAGGCGACAACCCUAUGGUGGCCAGCGUUGAGGUUCAGACUCCGACUACGCUGCAGGUCGAAGGUCCAGGCCCCAUGUCAUUCCUGGUCUUGGCAGUUCCACCCCAGGGCGUUGGCCUUGGGAAACAAAAGCCCGGCCUUCCUUUUAUUCAGAUAGUCCGAAUUUUCAUGAACGUUGUUGGAAAGACGGAGAUCAAGUGUCCAAAGGGGAAGAACGUUCAUGAGACAGACUGCGAGGCUCGGAUAACACUACAUGCUGAAGAUGCCUUUAAUCAAUAUGACGAAGAUCUGUACAUCCCAUGGCAAAGACCAGCCACAGAGACUCAGCAGUUGCAGGGAGGUGGUUCAGCAUCUGAGACGGGGCCAUUAGAGGGGCUCGAUAUCGGAGCAAAACUUGGUCUCCGUCUGCAGCGAAACAAAGGCCUCUAUCCAUCUUUUCAAACAUUAAACAUUCGGCACACGCACCGUUUGAAAUGGGAAAUGACAGUAGAGGCUGCCGGUAAAAGCUUUGAGCUAUCUGGUGAAGAGCCAAUUAAGGUUCUUAGCAGGCCUGAGGCAGAGCGCAAUACGGAAUGGAUCCAGCCACCGCCAGAAGAUCACUUGCCAAGCUUUUCUGAUGACGAGGACGUGUUCGGAUCAGGGUCUAGACGCAGCAGCCGCCAAACAGAUCCAGCUGCCGGCGUGGGUGGCCUGUCACGGCUUUGGGUGUUCUGA
Fusarium oxysporum Fo47 is the source of this 1326-nucleotide messenger RNA. RefSeq lists its product as uncharacterized. Bases 1 to 1326 code for a protein of 441 amino acids. The record is from RefSeq and is a predicted model, not a curated record. The transcript has a single exon. Lineage: Eukaryota; Fungi; Ascomycota; Sordariomycetes; Hypocreales; Nectriaceae.